Messenger RNA from Paramecium pentaurelia, 2318 nucleotides. The record is from the annotation of a GenBank genome assembly. Lineage: Eukaryota; Ciliophora; Oligohymenophorea; Peniculida; Parameciidae.
UAAUGCAAGUGAGCGACCAACAUACACAACAACUUUUGAUGACAGCCACUUUGAAAAAUGGAUAAUUAGAGUUUUAUACAUCUGAUUAAUAUGAUGAAUAUAUGAUUCCUCCAAAUUAAACAAUAGCUGAACAACAUUAAGUAUUUUUUAAUUCAUUUUUAGUUAGCUUGUAAAGUUGGUAUUCCUAAGCCUUAUAAGGAAGGAGAGACAGUUAAUAUUUGUCCUUGUUGCAAAUAACAAAUAGUAAUGUUUUACCUUUGAAUAUUUAUAGGAAAAAACACAAAUUGAUUUUCAAAGAGAUGAGAUGGCCUUUUCUUUUCUUGGAUCAGGUUAUCCACUAUACUUUAAUUUCAUAAAAUGUUGUCUUAUGAUUGUUGGAGUAUUGUUCUUAACAUCAGGAUAAUAUUAACUUGUCUCUAAUUUAACAAGCAAUGAUUGUGAAGAUUUAGUUGUUUAAGUGCAACAUAGAUAUAAAGAAGUUUAAAAAGAAGAUUCUUGGAGUGAAUAAGUACAUAAUUAUUGUUUAAAUGAUUGGAUUGCACGAUCAUCAUUAGCAAAUAAAAGAUUUUAAUCAAUUUUGACUGAGUUACCUCAUUAUUUUAAUUUUUCCAGUGUCAUAUUCAUUUUAAUUAUCAUUUUCUUUUUUAGGAAAUCUCAAUUAAUCAUAGACAAUGACUGUGAUAUUAAAGAAAAUACACCAUCUGAUUAUACUUUAAUUGUUAAAGAUAUUCCUAAGGAUUGCAAAUAAUAAUAAUUAAAAGAAUUUUUUGAAAAUAAAUUUAAUGUAGAAGUAAUGGAAGUAGAUUAUAUAUUCUUUGCUAAUACUCUUAAAGAAUUAGAAUAAUAAUUGGAAGUUAUAGUAAAAUAAUAGAAAAUUGCUUUAGAGAAUAAUGACAAUGAUCAAUUAAUAAAUUUAAAUGAAUAAAAAAAGCUAAAAUAAAACUAAAUCACUACUGAAGCAUUAAGAAUAUAAUAAGACUUUGAAUUAUUCUCUGGAACAGCUUUUUUAUCUUUGAAAUAUGAAGAUCACAAAUAAGCUAUUUUAAAAUCUUCAAAUUAUAGAACACAAUAAGUUAUUUCUAAUAUAUUUUUUGGAUGUAUAAUUUAAGAGGCUAAGAGUUUAGAGAUUAAUAAUUAAUUUAUAAAAGUUGAUUAAGCUCCUGAACCUGGAGAUGUUAUUUGGGAUAAUAUUGUUCAUAAUGAUAAUAGAAGAUUUUGGGUUAGAUUACUUGGUUUUACAUUCUCUUAAAUUGUAAUUGCUUUGUUCUUAAUUACAUUAUUAGAAUUGGCUAAAAUUUAAGCAUAAGAUGCUUCAAAUGUUCCAGCUACAUUGGUUGAUGUAUAAACUGAUUAAGGAAUUGUUUAGGUUUCUUUACCUUCAUAAUAAAAAUCUAAGAAUAUGGGUUCAAUAAUUGCAGCAUUAUUAACUACUUUUAUAAAUUCUUUUGUUGUUGGACGUCUUUCUAAUUUUUUAGUGGGUUUUGAAAGUUAUGAAACUUAUUCACUUUAUACUGUAUCAUUAGCUUCAAAAUUAUCAUUAAUGUUAUUUGUUAAUUCAGCUAUUAUUGCAUUUUUAGCAAGCACAAUAUAUACUCGUAAUUUAUUUGGACCAGGAGGUCUCAUUUAUACAGAAACCUAUUUUUUUAUAACUAAUGCUAUAAUUCCUCCUUUAGUUACAUUUAUUGAUCCAAAUAGAAUUACAAAAUCAUUAAAAUUAUGGUGGAUUAAGAAAUUUAACAAAGCUGUCACUCAAAAAGAAUUAAAUGAAUUAAAUGAACACACUGAGCAUAUGAUUGAAUUGAAAUAUGCUGAUAUUAUGAAAACUUUAUUUAUUACAUUUUUCUAUACUCCAUUGACUCCUGCUGGAUAUAUAACUAGUUUUAUAGGUUUGGCAUUAUAUUAUGUUGCAGAAAAGGUAUAAAAUAAAUUAAUUAAAUUUAGUAUGUAAUAUGUUAUAGAAUGUCUGUAAAACAUACUCCAUCUGUUUAAUUAUCAAUAUUGAUGACAGAAAUGAUGGAAUAUCUACCUAUUAUCUAUGCAGCAGGAUAUUUAAUUUUUAAUUAUUAAAUAACUGGAAGUACAAGCUAUUGGGCUAUUGCUUCAAUUUUGGUUUCAUUUUUAAGUUCUGUUUUGCCUAUGUAGUAUUUUGUUGAAAGUUGUUUUAAAUAAGAAGAGCAGGAUGAAACUACAUCUUAUAAUGAAGCAAAAGUUAAUUUUUCAACAACAUAUUCUUUAUAAAAUCCAGUGAACAAAUAUAAUAAAUAAGAAUAAAUUAUUUAAGGCUAACUUAAGUCCAAAAGCCAAUCAUAAUUAUGAAU